UUCUUUUUUUCCGUCUUCGCCGCUGUCGUGACACCAAUUGCGUCGCGUUGCCUCCAAUUUGUGUUUGUGUGUGUUUGUGUGCGAUUAGUCUGGGCCGAAUCUGCCCUUUCCAAUCACUUCCAUUCUUGUUUGCUUUUGCACACUCUGGCAUCCGCUGCGUUACGGUUUUUGGACGUUGCGACUCGAAUUUUAGGUCGCGCUGCCCGUCGAUUCUCGUGCUGUCUUGUGCAAUUCCGUUCAAUUGCGCUGGCGGUGUGGUGCAUCUGGGCUGUGUUCGGCAGCACGGGCGUGGAAGCAUGGCUUUAGAGCUUCCAGGUUUCUAUUUUGAUUCUGAAUUGAACCGAUACUUCCCGUUGCCUCGCAAACGAGGCAGAAGCGGUGUAGUUCAACUUGGAGGAGCGAGUUCUUCGAAGCAGUCAUCCAAAUCUCGUUGCACAGGAAAACGGUAAUCAAGAUUCUGUUGAUGUCCAAGUAGAUGGAAGCGACGGCAGUCGACAUCCCAGCGUGCUACAGCUGCUGCAAGCAAGGGAGCAUAACAGUCGUACAAACAGAGCUUCCUCCAGUGAUCGAGGAUUCCGGAGACAAUUCUUGGAAGGUCAAGCUGCCCAUCCUCAGGUUUGGGAUUACGAUAGGACAGACAUGUGCGCUGAUGGUGCACUGCAACAGUUGCGUGUGACCUGUCAAACACUGGAGGGUGAGAAGGAGGCUGAUUUAUUAAUUCUUGGAGGUAGCAGCGGUCGUUUUGAGCUCUGUGGAACCACACUUCUAAACGGAUUACAAGCGCGAUCAGCAGACAUCGUACAUCCCAAGCGAUUUGCACCCGCAGAAGCCACAGUCAAAGUUUCAACAGAGAGGGACCCACCCGGGCUGUGGUCCAUUGAAAGUUCACGAUUUUCGUCUCGCAUUACAGCAAUCAAGAGACUUGGAGAGGGAUUAUCUGAAAACAGUGCUCAUCCUCAUCGAAGGGCAAUACUUACAACGCUAGGUGAUGGAAAAGCAAGUGGAUCUCUGUACGUUCUGUCUUUCAAGCAAGGGCCUGAAAUUCAGGAAUGGGAUCGGAAUUAUCCCUUGCCUUUUCAGAUCCAAGCUAGAGUUAAGACUCGUUGCAGCGUUUAUACAGCUGAAGCCAAUCCCAAUGGAAUAGCAGCAAGCUUGGGUAUGGAUGAAGGCGCUGGGCUGGUAGCAUUGGAGAGAAGUGAUGUCACUUGGCUGUGUCGAAGCAGCAGUGAUGUUUUGGCACAGCAGUUCGAUAAAGAGGGUAAUGUACUUUUCUGUGGAUUUCGAAAUGGUGUAAUAUCAACAAUCGAUUUAAGGAAGCCAGCCCCAAAAGAAACACACAUGCAUCAUGAAGCUGCUGUCGUCAAGUCGAAGUUUAAAGGAGCUUUCCCUCCUUCUAUGAAAUAUCAACAGCGAAAUUCACACUCCAGCAGUUCGCAUGGCAAUAAUAAACAGAAUAGCAAACGCAGAGUGGACGAUUACUUUUGCAGUCACGCUAAAAUCAUGCGAAUGGGUUCAGCAAUCUGCAGUUUAUUGCUUUUGCGGAAUGAUGAGAACUAUCUGUUAGCAAGUGCAAUGAAUGGAGUUAUUCACCAAUGGGAUCGACGUAUGGUGGAGAAUGGGGCAGUAAGAACAUAUGAGGGCCAUAACAAUACACAUACUACGUUGCAGCUUGGUGUCGAUCCAACUGAGACUCUUCUUGUAUCUGGUGGAGAAGACUGCGCACUUCGUAUAUGGAGUUUGGCUUCUGGGCGGCUAUUGCAUACAGAAAAAAGUCUUACUUCUCCUGCUGCCUGUAUAUGCUGGCCAGCUUCCAUGCGUUUGCACAGUCAGGGUGGUUACUGGGAAGAUUCCCCUUUUGAGAGUAACUUUAGUUGGGGUUUUUGGUUUGGUUCCUCUACUGGUCUACGUUAUAUGCACGGUGCAGGCUCACAAUUAUAAAGCCUGAAAGUUGAGAUCCAGUACUUAAAAAGAUUUUGGAAGUGCUUACGAAGUGAGAUUUCUACCGAGUUGCAGCGGCGUAAGCUACUGAAUAUGGUUCAGGAGCUUUGUGGAAUAUAAGGCCGCUGUCUUUAGUUUCUUGUCAGCACAUGAUUCUAGCCUAAUGGCAUGGUAGUGAGUUUAAUGUGCUAGGUGACUGUUCGAGUAUGAGAGAGGUCAUUUACUUUUAGUGUAUACAUCCCCCGGCUUAUUGAAUUUUUUAUGAUUAGUUUCUCUGGUUAUAAUUCAUUCAUUAUAAUUUUUGGAUCUUUAAAUCCCCUUUUGAGAACUUCCUAUCAUCUCGGAAUUUCUAGUGAAUCAGUAUGCCUCUUGAGUGCUCGAGUUACACGAUUACACAUGGUAAGUCUGCUGAAAGCCUCUCCAAAGCUCUGUGAUAUCUUAGGGGUCUGAUGUUAUACAUGAGCAUACGUGAGCGAAAUGCAUGCGUAUACUGCUACUACACGAGUCUUCUGGGAACUGGAACUGGAUCUUCUAACUAAUUUGGGGUGCAGUCAAGGUAAUGUAAGUCGGUAAAUAUGGUUCGGGACUUAGCUUUCAUGGUUUUCAUUAUCUCCGGGUCUCUUUGUGGGUUUUUUCUUGUCCACACGAAAUUCUAGAAGUGUUGUUGGGAAAGUGAACGUUUAUUUCUUGUGAUAUUUGCAGUGCGAACACUUUUCUUUUCAUUCAUAUGAGUCGGGUGCAGAACUCGAAGUCAGCAAGGACUUGUACUGCCACCUGACUUGUUAGGAAGGAAGCAGUAAUGUUCUCUUCAGAUUCCUACUCGUUUGUUGUUUCUGUCGAGGGCAGUUUGUGGAAGUUGAUUCCUGGGCCAACCUUCUGCCAAACAGUAGCAGCAGCUGAAUGGCAUACUUGUUGAUGGGGGCGUCCACAGAGCUGCAGCUCGCCAGGUCUGUGGUGAAGACCUGAGAUCUUACCUCGAUAGAAUUCGUUUCUAAUGCACCUAACGUCAGAAGUGGUACCUAUGAGCUUACUAACAUUUGACAAACUCUGACGUGGCUUUGGACAUUUGUGCCGAAAAAAUACCCAGCUUCUUCACAACAUAAGUCUCCUCUCCUUGAUCCAAGGUAUGUCAGUUUUCUUUGGAUUGCUGUGCAUGUAGACUGUCACACAGCCCAUGAGUUAUUUGUUUUGGCUGCCAGGUGUUACUCAAGGUCCAACCCAGAACACUUGCAGGUUUUUGAAGGAGCCAAUAUUCAUGCAAUGUAGCAUUAUGAAUUGUGCACAAUAUUUGGUGUUUGUCACAAUCAACAAACCCCAUUUUCAACUGGAUCAUCAGUCAUCACUGUACUGCAAACUCACCAAAUUGUGUGAUGAUGAUGUGCUGUAAUUCUUUGAAGGCCUAGACAGAUGUCAAUAGUGUGCUUAAUGAAUAGCAGAAGUCUGGGAUGUAGACACAUGUGCUUCAUCUUAGCCAGUGAAGAUGGCCUCCACCUCAAACCUGGAUGAGCUUUUUACCUGAUGCUUGUUCCAUUAAGUGUGAACAUAACUUUUCAACCACUCCUUUGUACUCAACAUUACCAUCAUGUUGUAUGGAAUGUUGCGGGACACCUCCUGUCUCCAUAUGUAAAUCUUCAGCACAAAUUGAGGCUU
Physcomitrium patens is the source of this 3588-nucleotide messenger RNA. NCBI's taxonomy places the organism in Eukaryota, Viridiplantae, Streptophyta, Bryopsida, Funariales, Funariaceae. The record is from RefSeq and is a predicted model, not a curated record.